Molecule: messenger RNA, 383 nt
Organism: Durio zibethinus
Lineage: Eukaryota; Viridiplantae; Streptophyta; Magnoliopsida; Malvales; Malvaceae
Source: RefSeq, a predicted model, not a curated record
AUGGGCGGCGGUAGUGGUAGUAGUUCUUUGUCGUUUAAAGCCCCGUUUGUAACACUUAUAGUUUUCGGUUUUAUCUUAGUUAUGUUAGUUGGGACCCUGCAAAGUGAAGGAAACAAAACAAAGACGACAUUAACAACUGCUGAUCAGUCGUCGUCAUCGUUAUCGACGUCGGGAAAGCUGCAGCAGGAAGAGCAAGUGAAGGUAAUAGGUAGAGGAAAGUCGGGUCUAGUGCAUCCACAGCUGGAUCUCAACUACAUGAGCAAAAGAAGAGUUCCUAAUGGACCAGAUCCUAUUCAUAACAGGCGAGCUGGCAACUCGGGACGAUCGCCGGGACAAUCUUAGGCAUCAAAGUAUGGGAAAGCUUAUCAUGACCACAAAGCCAU